UGUACCUGCUGUUGUCAGCAGUGCUUCAUCCGGCAGGAAACGGGUGUUUUCACCGUGAAGCUCGGCGGAAGAGACGCAGCGGCCGCGCGGAGAGUUCUCUGGACGUCCCGCUCACGCCUCCCGGUGUAGAAACGCGUCUCACACGUCCGGUAUCCCAGGACCCAGACCGGGUGAGGGUCAGUCCGGUCUCACAGGAUCCAGACCUGGUUCUGGGUCAGUCCGGUCUCACAGGAUCCAGACCUGGUUCUGGGUCAGUCCGGUCUCACAGGACCCGGACCGGGUGAGGGUCAGUCCGGUUUCCCAGGACCCGGACCGGGUGAGGGUCAGUCCGGUCUCCCAGGACCCGGCCCGGUUGGUGGCGUGAUGAGCGGCGCCGCUCUGGGCCUGGUGAUCGUGGUGGUCUUGUUCCUGGCGCUGUUCCUGCUGCACCGCUACGGAGACUUCCGGAAGCAGCAGCGCAUGGUUCUGUUCGGCACGCUGCUGGCCUGGUACCUGUGCUUCCUCAUCGUCUUCAUCCUGCCGCUGGAUGUCAGCACGACCAUCUACAAGCAGUGCAGGAUCGACCAAGAGGCCCACGCCGCCGCUCCCACCGCCGGCCUCGCUCCGUCCAAUCACACGCCGGCUAACGCGACCGCCACGCCCACCAAGAGGAGCGUGCUGAAGCCCUGCUACAAGCCGUGGAGCUACAUCCCAGAUGGCAUCAUGCCCGUGUUCUGGAGGGUCGUGUACUGGACGUCUCAGUGCCUCACCUGGCUGCUGCUCCCCUUCAUGCAGUCCUACGCUCGCUCUGGAGGAUUCUCCAUCACCGGGAAGAUCAAGACGGCUCUGAUCGAGAACGCCAUCUACUACGGGACCUACCUGCUGCUCUUCGGCUCGCUGCUCAUCUACGUGGCCGUUCACCCCGAGUGGCACCUGUCCUGGUACGAGCUGCAGACCAUCGGGAUCACGGCGGCCAACACCUGGGGCCUGUUCCUGCUGGUGCUGCUGCUGGGCUACGGCCUGGUGGAGAUCCCCCGGUCCUACUGGGAGGCCUCGCGCCGCGGACACCUGCUCGUCAAGACCUACUUCAAGGCCUCCAAGCUGAUGACGGAGAAGGCGGACGCGGAGGAGAACCUGGAGGACGUCAUGGAGGAGGUGAGGAAGGUCAGCGAGGCCGUGAAGUACAACCACCCGCUGAGGAAGUACAUCGACACCGUCCUCAGGAAGUGUCCGGUGGACUACCAGGACAAGAUGGGCCGCAACAUGGACGACUACGAGGACUUUGACGACAAGCAGAACUCCUACACCAGCGAGAAGAGUCUGGUGAAGCUCCACAAGCAGGUGAUCUAUGCGGUCCAGAGACACAACAGGACUUGUGUCCAGUGGCAGAUCCUCCUGCAGCAGGCCAUCCACCUGGAGGACGUGGCCAAGAACGAGACCAGCACCACCCGCCAGUUCGUCCACAGCUUCCCGUCCCCGGAGCCGGCCGGCUGGGUCGGCCGGUACCUGUACACGCCGACUGUAGAGUGGUUCUGGGAGUGUCUCCUGCGGUGCUGGUUCUGCCGGGUCCUGGCGGUGGUCCUGGCCCUGUUCAGCGUGGCGGUGGUCUGGUCUGAGUGCACCUUCUUCAGCACGCGGCCCGUCCUGUCCCUGUUCGCCGUGUUCAUCCAGCUGGCCGAGAGGGACUACAACUACCUGUACAUCGAGGUGGCGUGCUUCGUCACCAUCUUCUUCCUGUGCACCUGCGUCUACUCCACCGUGUUCCGCAUCCGGGUCUUCAACUACUACUACCUGGCCUCGCACCACCAGACCGACGCCUACAGCCUGCAGUUCAGCGGCAUGUUGUUCUGCCGCCUGACUCCUCCUCUGUGUCUCAACUUCCUGGGUCUGAUCCACAUGGACUCCACCAUCUCCCACCAGCAGAAGGAGCAGACGGCGUACACCUCCAUCAUGGGCUCCAUGCGUGUCCUCUCCUUUAUCGAUAACGGCUUCUACAUCUACUACCCCAUGCUGAUCGUCAUCCUCUGCAUCGCCACCUACUUCAGUCUGGGGACUCGCUGCCUGAACCUUCUAGGCUUCCAGCAGUUUGUGGGCGACAGUGAGAUGACCUCUGACCUCAUCGACGAGGGCAAGGAGCUGAUCCGCAGAGAGAAGAGGAAGCGCCAGAGAACCGAAGAUGGAGAGAACAGACGGAGAGAGUGGAAGGAGCGCUAUGGCCACCAGAGGGAGGAUCAGUCUGCGAGGAGCCGGUCGAGUCACGAGUUGAAGGAAACCAGUUACUCUGACAGACAGGCUCAACAUGGCCGCUCCGGGCCGCGCCCAGAGAGAGACGGCGUGGAGCUGCUGCAGGACGCCGAGCCGCUGGACUUCAGCGCGGAGACUCGGAGCGACGACCCUCUGGAGGCGGAGCCUGGCAGACCCGCAGGAGGACGCUACCUGUCCAUGUCCUCGUCUCGGAGCCGGAUAUUCGACGACGUCUGAGGCGUGAACAGGAAGUGGAGGUGAACCGGAAGUGGAGGUGAAGUGGAGGUGAACAGGAAGUGCCUCCUGCAUGGUCCCGCUCCAGGAGGAACAUCUGCAUGGCGUCUCUUCACAGCUCUCCAUGUAUCUAUUCUCUGAUGAUCAAUAACUUCCUCUUCACGGCUGAUCAGGAAUCCUGAAUAUUCUGAGUUAUCAACCCAGAUCAAUCUAAUCAAUACCCAAUAGUUCAUGUUGUCACUUUAUUAUACGGCUUUUAUUUUGAAAACCAUCAGCCUGAAUUUAUUUUAAGUUCAACUGAUAACACCAGUACCAGUACAGUACAGUACCAGUGCUACCAGUAGUACCACCAGUACCACCAGUAGCUCCAGUAUGGUGGAUCCAUUUCCAUGAACACUACUAUGUUAAUAUUUAUGUUAUUUAGAUUAUUUAAAGUAUUUAUCUGAUCAAUCGUCUUCAUGAGGUGUAACACCGAGGCCAGGCGGUGGUUUUCAAAGUAAAGCUCACUGAUUAUUCAUUAUUAGAGGUCGUUGCUUCGUCGUUGUCUCAUGAACUUUGUGAACUUUAACUUCUCCACUUUGGGUCAAUGUGCCAUAACAAAUAUAAAGUGUAAAUAUGAAAAGACAAUGAAGUGAAAGGGCCAGACCCGUGUUUCAGCUGGAGACCCGAUCAAUACCCGUGAUCAAUACCAGUGGUGUCACUGUGUUAAUGUCACUGGUGCAUCUGAAGGACUCCAGUGUGUAAGGGGAGGAGCCUGUGAGAGCAGCGCUGGCCCUUUAAGAGAACCUGCAGGCGGGUUCUGCUGCUCCUCGACUGUUAUUGAUCAGAUAUUCUGUUAUUGAUCAGAUAUUCUGUUAUUGAUCAGAUACUCUGUUAUUGAUCAGAUGAAUAUGAGCUCAUGUUUUGUAUGAAGGAGGAGGUGUGACGUAUUGAUUGGUGACUUGUUGUGAUCUCAUUCUGCUGAAGUAUUUAUGUUCUGGAUAUAUUGAUCUCAGAGGAGUAAAUAACGUGUUGGUGUCUUUGUUGUAGUCAAUUAUGAAAAGAUUAUUAUUAUUAUUGUGUGUUCUGCUGUCAGUGAUGUCAAUAAAAACGUGUCGCAAACGCA
Pseudoliparis swirei is the source of this 3562-nucleotide messenger RNA. RefSeq names its product LMBR1 domain containing 2b (gene lmbrd2b). The record is from RefSeq and is a predicted model, not a curated record. Gene Ontology annotation, biological process: adrenergic receptor signaling pathway. Gene Ontology annotation, cellular component: membrane. Bases 364 to 2460 code for a protein of 698 amino acids. Lineage: Eukaryota; Metazoa; Chordata; Actinopteri; Perciformes; Liparidae. The transcript is spliced from 18 exons.